Molecule: messenger RNA, 339 nt
Organism: Penicillium samsonianum
Lineage: Eukaryota; Fungi; Ascomycota; Eurotiomycetes; Eurotiales; Aspergillaceae
Exons: 2
Coding region: 1-339 (112 amino acids)
Source: RefSeq, a predicted model, not a curated record
AUGGACGUCUGGCUACAAACACACCUUGACGAAUUUCGACAGAAGCCAGCUUCCAGCCUUUCAUAUUCACAAUCUCUAACGCUCGAGAUGUUGAAGGAUUUGGAGAAUUUACAACAAGAAGGCGCAUCUGAUGAAGAAAUGCAGUGCCGCAUAUCAGCGACGGCAACCAAGCUUAACCAACAUAACAAAGAUAUCGACAGAGAAAUCGAGCGACACCAUUUAGAGCAACAGAAGGAACACUACCAAACUAUGCUUGACGCUGUUCAGGUUUUUCAAGAUAAAACGGAAACAUUGACUGAGGGUAAUGGAGAUGAAUGGGAGAAGGUUGAAAAAGCUUAG